AUGGAAAGCUUUCUAACUAUGAACGUCGGUAUUACACACGAGAUAAAGAACAUCUCCACGAUCACUAUCUGCGGCGUUACGUGUUCUAUUUCGACUAUCACACGAUCACAUCCAGACCUCAAACAAUUCACCCUCUUUGAUAUCGACACAACAACACUCAAUGGCACAACAGUAGAAAACGCACUGACAGCAAUUAAAACGGCUAAGUCAGUUCUUCCUGUGGCGGCAACUUAUAAACACCAAAAUGGUGUUUUUAUCUUAUGUUGCGAAUCUUGUCUGUUCGACGAAGUCACCAAAGAAAAAAUAACAACCGACCAAGCAAAGUACUUUUUCUCUGACAUUGCAACAUUACUUACAAUUACUGACCCUUUGUCUUACUUACUUAAAACAGAAACUGUACUCUUUAAGUUGGAUCCUAUACACUCUACUUGCAGAUCAAGAUGUGACACGCCAUCAUCUCCACUUCCCCACUUGUUGUUGUCCCCGCUUGCAUUCUUCUUGAAAAGCGAUAAGAUGACCAAAGAAGAUCUGAAAAUGGAUUCACUCCUCUUAAUAAGCAAACUCACAAAUUUCAUUGCGUUGUUGGAAGACGACAGCUAUCUCUUUGUUAAGGAGGCUAAACACUUUGUUGGGUCUUUUAUGAAUAAAAGUUUGGAAGAACAACUCAAUUCCGACUUCCUCAAAAAUUGUAAGACAUUCCAAGAGCUCCCCAAGGGUACCCUUUCUGAUUACAAGGCAAUCAAUUUCAUUGGAAAUGGAGCUUGUGGUCUUGUCAUGGAAGUUGAAAAAAAUGGAGUCAGAUAUGCUAUGAAACAAAGUUGUCGAGCAGAUACUCUCCAGCGGGAGGCUCGUGCAAUGAAACUUUUUCACCACAAAAACACCGUCAGUUUUGUCGAUUACAUUGAGUCUGCGGAGUCCUUUGUGUCCCAUUUUGGUAUCCGGACCAAUCGGUCUAAAAAGUAUUAUUACUUAGUCAUGGAGUUAUGUGACUUUACUCUUGCAGAAUACACUGAAAAUAGGGUUUUGAGUGAUACAGAACUUUCUUAUCUUGUUGAGCAGAUCAAUUGUGGUUUAGAGUAUCUUGUUAAAGUGAAGAAAGUGAUGCACAGAGACAUUAAAUUAGACAACAUUCUUCUUAAAGUAUCCAAAGAUGGGAAGAUGCAAGUGAAAAUAGCCGACUACGGCUUUUGUCGAAGUAUCAACGGCAACACUGAAAGGGGGUUAGUCGGGACUCCAAUGUAUUCAUGUCCAGAAAUCUUACAAAAAUCAAGUCCGUCAGUCAAGAGUGACUUGUACUCCGUUGGUGUGAUGUUCUUCAAAAUGGUCACUGGACGGUUCCCUAAACAAAAUGAAAACAUCCCAACGGGAAAUGAAAUGAGAGGACUCCAAUCACUCAUCUCCGGUCUUGUCGACGUCGAAGAGAAACGAUUUGGGUGGGAUGAAUAUUUCGACCAGAGAUUUACUGUUCAUUGCUAA
This is a messenger RNA of Entamoeba invadens IP1, 1476 nucleotides long. RefSeq lists its product as hypothetical. Gene Ontology annotation, biological process: protein autophosphorylation; autophagosome organization; peptidyl-serine phosphorylation. The record is from RefSeq and is a predicted model, not a curated record. The transcript has a single exon. Bases 1 to 1476 code for a protein of 491 amino acids. Gene Ontology annotation, cellular component: cytoplasm; autophagosome. NCBI's taxonomy places the organism in Eukaryota, Evosea, Mastigamoebida, Endamoebidae. Gene Ontology annotation, molecular function: protein serine/threonine kinase activity; ATP binding.